AUGUUAUUUCAGCAAAAAGUCAAUGUACACAUUCGGCAAUGUGAUGACAAGAUUGACAUUAGCCUGUGCAAAAAGGGAAGGUGGUCUUACACUUCAUGUGGAACGGUAACGAUUUCCGUGGAAGAGGAAAUCCUCGCACAAAAUGUCCCAAAAAGAAGGACAUACACACUUGUGCAUGAUAACAAAUCGGCAAGUAAACUCGCAAUGACCAUCUACAAAAUGGAUGAAAACAUCGCAACAAUGGAAAUAACUCCACUCACACUCCAAGUACUUAUUCAGAGCCAAUUAGAAGGAAACGUUCUAGAGGAGGAGAUGCUAAGAGGCUUAGAAGAGAUGUCUGAUACAGAAAGAUUACGAUACUUUGCUAUUGUCAUAUCUGGUCCAUUAAAAAAAAUGAAUAGCAUUGGUAAAAAGUGGACAGAAUACUUUUUUAAACCACUUGAAAUAUCUCCGGGCUACUGGGAAUGGUGUUACUGGAAAUCCUUGGAGAAAUAUGAGAGUGGAGAAGAAUGUUUGGGAGGCUUCUCAUUCUUGGCAAUUAGUGUCAUAGUACCCGAUCCCAAAGAACGCAGGAACUUUUACAUUAGGUAUCACAACGAAGAUGGUGAACAUGGGAUGAUUUUUAAAAGAGUAGACAGGGACAGAAACGUAUGGACCGAUGGUCUUUUCGAAUUUGUGGAGAGGGUUAGGGAGGUAUACCUUAAAAACCCUAAAUUCCGUAAUUUGAAAAAGGCAAAAAAACGAAUCAUUCGCUGUAAGGACCUAGACCCUGGAGUCCGAUUCGAGGAUAUAUGCAAAGAAGUGAAAUCGGAUGACUCAAAACCAAAUUUAAAUACUACCCAUACCGUAAUGAGCCCUGUCAAUCUUAUAACACCUGAAAAAAAGACGUUGCGGGAUAACAUUCAGAUUAUGGCUUCUAACAUGUAUAAAACGGGAAAUGAAAAUGUAGCAUGA
Theileria equi strain WA is the source of this 954-nucleotide messenger RNA. RefSeq lists its product as hypothetical. The transcript is spliced from 4 exons. NCBI's taxonomy places the organism in Eukaryota, Apicomplexa, Aconoidasida, Piroplasmida, Theileriidae. The coding region runs from base 1 to 954 and encodes 317 amino acids. The record is from RefSeq and is a predicted model, not a curated record.